Capronia epimyces CBS 606.96 is the source of this 3087-nucleotide messenger RNA. RefSeq lists its product as uncharacterized. The record is from RefSeq and is a predicted model, not a curated record. Gene Ontology annotation, biological process: endoplasmic reticulum to Golgi vesicle-mediated transport; GPI anchor metabolic process. Bases 1 to 3087 code for a protein of 1028 amino acids. Lineage: Eukaryota; Fungi; Ascomycota; Eurotiomycetes; Chaetothyriales; Herpotrichiellaceae. The transcript has a single exon. Gene Ontology annotation, molecular function: phosphatidylinositol deacylase activity. Gene Ontology annotation, cellular component: endoplasmic reticulum.
AUGCUGCUGAAGCCCAAGGAGGAGCCGGGUGACAGCCAGACCGAUCCUGAUGUCCGCGGCCUUCGCAAGAGCCGAGCUCAGAGUCCUUGGACAUGGCGACCUUUAACGCUCAUUACCACGGCCCUCGCGCUUCUGUCCCUCUCUCUCAUCGUUCGCUCGUCCCUCAAACUCCAGGUCGACCCUCAAGGAUGCGUCAUGUCCAUGAUGAGCCCGACCUACAUCAAGCUGUCCGGCUUUGACUCGGAACAUUCGCGGUUCGCCACAAAGUACUCGCUGUAUCUGUACCGAGAAGAGGGGGUCGACGACUACACACCAGACAAUAUAGGCUUGAGCGGAGCGCCGGUGCUUUUCAUUCCGGGCAAUGCGGGCAGUUAUAAACAAGUUCGCUCUCUGUCGUCCGAAGCUUCUCGGUACUAUCACAACGUGUUGCGACAUGAUGCGAAUGCCAUCAAGGGAGGUGUAAGACCUUUCGACUUCUUCACCCUCGAUUUCAACGAAGAUCUGUCUGCUUUCCACGGCCAAACUCUCUUGGAUCAAGCCGAGUAUGUCAACGAAGCCGUCGCCUAUAUCCUUUCUCUGUAUCAUGACGCCAACCGACUACGUCGAGACCCUCAGUUACCUGACCCGAACGCUGUCGUUCUCAUCGGACACUCGAUGGGCGGGAUAGUCGCGCGCACCGUACUCGCCACACCGAAAUAUCAGGCCAACUCGGUCAAUACCAUCAUUACCAUGUCCACUCCUCAUGCGCGCCCGCCAGUCACCUUCGAUGCCGACGUGGUGACACUGUAUCAGCAAGUGAACAAAUACUGGCGAGAUUCGUAUUUGCAGAGAUGGGCCAGUAACAACCCCUUGUGGCACACCACGUUGAUCUCUAUCGCAGGAGGAGGACGAGACACCACGGUCCCUUCUGACUACACAAACAUUGCAUCCUUGGUGCCCGAAAGCCACGGAUUUACCGUCUUCACGUCCACCAUUCCCAAUGUCUGGACAGUCAUGGACCAUCUUGCAAUCACCUGGGCCGAUCAAGUGCGAAAAGCCGUUAUAAGGUCAUUAUAUGAUGUCGUCGAUGUCCGCCGUGCCGGACAAACUAAGCCACGAUCCGAAAGAAUGAAGAUCUUUCGGAAGUGGUUCUUGACUGGUCUCGAAGAUGAUGCGCCCAAAGCCCUUCCAGACACCACCCAUGAAGUGCUUCUCACGCUGGGAGACGGGUCGCGAUCGUCAAUGGCGAAGGACCAUAACGUGACCCUGCGACAGCUCGGAGCGCAAGAUCAGAUGUCCGCGACCUUGCUACCCGUCUCUUUCGUUGACAAUUCAACCUCCAAACGAUUCUCCUUCCUCACGGACCAGCAAAUGGAUGCACAAGGCGGUUUCGAGAAGAUAGAAGUCUUGUUUUGCAGUGCAUUCCCCCUGACGGGCGGAUUGACUUCGAUGCCAUUGCCCGUCCAGAUUGAUCUUUCCCCGGGCGAUCCUAGCGCAACACGAUUGGCGUGCAAGAGACCGGCCAGGGACGGGAUCGAACUGCCCGCUUCAACGCGAAUGUCACACUAUGCAUUUGAGCAGCGGCCUCCUUUCACCUAUCUGAGCUAUGAUUUUCAAGACCUUGGAGAUCAUCAAUUUGUCGUGGUGGUCGACAAGUCCACCGAAAUCAGCAACUCCUGGGCUUAUGGGGAAGUCAUAUCCACCACCGACUCCGUCAUUCAAAGUGAUGUAAGCCUUCUAAGGCUAUUGCUCCGAGGCCUGAAUGUGGAGCUUCCUCCAACCCGACCUCUGGUGACAGAAGUCCGCGUGCCCUCGCUCCGAUCGAGCUUGCUGGCCUACACCCUCCAACUGCGUCAACACGGCUGUGGGGCGGAUACCGAACUGUUCACCCCCCUUGUGAGGCAGCAUAUUGACAGCCCGUACGAGUCCAAAUAUUUCGUCAAUUUCAAGCAAGGAGAUGUCAACCUUCACGGUGUAGCUCCUUUCAUGCCACCUUCCUUGGAUGGCCGCGAGCCUAAAGCUGGAGUUGCCUUCCAGAUCUGGUCAGAUCCUACGUGUAAUUCCUCCUUGGAAAUCCGCCUGCGUGCGGAUCUCACUGGCAGCCUGGGCAAACUGGUGGUUAGAUAUCGGACUGUUUUUGCCGCAUUUCCUUUGCUGGUGGUUGCCAUGGUCCUGCGCAAGCAAUUCAGAGUCUACGACAACUCUGGAGUCUUCAUCUCGUUCACCGAGAGUCUAGAUCAAAGCCUGCGACUCCCGCUGCCAGUUCUUCUGCUGUCCAUGACCUUCUUUGCUACCGCUUUCACGGCCGCCAGUUCUGCCAGUGCUGGAUCUGACUAUCAUCCACACGGGAAUGGAACAAGCAUAAACUUUGCCCAGAAUGAUCUUCUGUUGGGGUCACAGGACACUUUCUUUUGGUUUCUUGUUCCCCUGGCCGGCUUGCUCAGCGUCGGCGCCUGUGUUGUGUUGAACUACGCAGUUUUGGCGUUGUUACAGCUUGUUGUCACACUGUCCAAUUUGGUGUCGCAACGAUAUGUCAAGAUCGACGACAGUGAGAAGGGUAUUGCCUCGGCUUUCGUCGCCAGUACCCCUCGUCGCCGGGCCAUCAACACCGCGGUGCUUCUGUUCCUCGUUGCCACCAUCAUACCCUACCCAUUCGCCUAUGUGGUUGCCUGUGUUGUCCAGCUUACAACUUGCUCGCGGGCGCUGCGUCAUGCUGUGGAAUCCAAGUCGGGGCCUGCCUUCAACUUCUUCAACUACACAUAUUCGAUACUUAUUUUAAUGCUCUGGGUUCUACCGAUCAACCUGCCGGUGCUGGUUGUCUGGAUUCACAACCUCUCGGUACACUGGUUGACACCUUUCUCGUCCCAUCACAAUGUCUUGUCGAUAAUGCCGUUUAUCCUGUUGGUUGAGACUCUUUCGAGUGGCAUGAUGGUCCCACCUGUCAGGCCAUUCAGGUGGGCGACGAACGUUCUGUUUUUUGUUCUCGCGGUCUACGCGGCGUUGUACGGCAUGACAUACGCGUACAGGCUACACUACAUUGCGAACAUCAUUGCUCUGUGGUUGGUCCUGUUACAUUUGUCGACCUAUCAGCGACGCAUUCCUACAUAG